This is a messenger RNA of Mercenaria mercenaria, 5909 nucleotides long. RefSeq names its product DENN domain-containing protein 5B-like. The record is from RefSeq and is a predicted model, not a curated record. The transcript has 26 exons. Bases 138 to 4253 code for a protein of 1371 amino acids. Gene Ontology annotation, molecular function: small GTPase binding; guanyl-nucleotide exchange factor activity. Lineage: Eukaryota; Metazoa; Mollusca; Bivalvia; Venerida; Veneridae.
GUUACUAAUUGCAGAGCGCCGCCUAACGGCAUUAAUUUUCACAAAAAGAAAAACAAUGAAAACAAAAAUGUACCAACGUCUAUAGAUCAUCUUAACCUCGUAUUUAGUUUUAUAAAUGGUUAUUAAAGAAGAGAAACAUGUCUGGUUCUAAGGCAGACCAGCGAUUUGCUGAUUAUUUCGUGAUUAGUGGUCUAGAUGUCACAUCUGGAUUGGAACCGGAUCAACUUUCGGGUGAGAAUCUUCACUGUGCACCACUGUUUAGGCCAUAUAAAUCUAGAGUGUUGGCCAACUACCCAGAUUCUUUGCCAUGGAACCCAAUAGACAAAGAUGCUGUUGGCAUGCUUUGCUUGCCAAAGGGUUUAACAUUUCGGACAGAGAGACAGUCAAGAAAACCAAAGUUUCAUUCAUUUAUCAUUACAAGAGAGGAUGGCUCUAGGUUGUACGGUUCUUCAUACAUGUUCUAUGAGGAGGUAACAAAUGCCCAGAUCUGCGCCGCCAUGCAGACCCUGCAGCAUAUGCACGAGGCAGAGGUGUCCAACAUACAUACACAGAGCAUUGUGUCUAUACAGGAACCCCUGAGAGAUCAUAGCCCGUUGCUGGAAUACCGAACGGAGUAUCCCGACCAGAGCUAUGACAUUAAAAUCGAUAAAUUGUACGUCACAAAAAGCAUCUGUUUCAUAUCACAAGUGCAGUUUGUGUCAGCGCCUAGGACGUUUCUCAAACAGUUGUGUGAAGCUGUGAGCAAGCCUGUUAUCUCACAGCAACCAAUAGAGGCAUAUGUCUACAAUAUCUUGUAUGAUGUACCAUUACCUCCCCCUGGUAGAAGUAUGAAGUUUUAUGGAGUUACCUCCCCGGUAUUCUGUCAAAGGCCAAUGGCAUGGGAUAACACAAAAGGUACUGGGGAGCUGCCAUUGUUUGAUUUCUCGUUGUGGGAUCUUGUCCGGUUACUGGGACUUGAUCAUCUAGUCCAGCUGUUUGCUAGUGUUCUUCUAGAACAUCAAGUACUUCUGUACUCAUCAGAUUACCAUCGGCUGAUGCUUGUGGCAGAGAGUAUUAGUACGCUGAUAUUUCCCUUCGCAUGGCAACAUGUGUAUGUGCCAAUCUUGCCAGCCUCUUUACAACAUUUCUUGGAUGCCCCUGUGCCAUAUAUAAUGGGCUUACACCAUGCUGAAGAAGACACAUCAAAACCACAGCUCCCUAAUGAAGCAAAUUUGUGUUUUGUUGAUAUUGACAACAACAGUGUACAGGUGCCAGAAGAUCUACCCUCGUUUCCAUUUGAACAAGAUCUUAAGGAAGAGUUAUACCAGGCCAUAGUAAGCAGUAAGGAACGAAUGCUGAAGGAAACGUUUAUAGACAGUGUUAUUUCUAGUCCUAAACGUAAACCAUUAAGUAAUAGAUUGACUAGUGUUGCAUCCGAGCCAACUCUGAAAAAGGCACAGAGUUCACCAGGACUGGAAAAAAUGGAAAUUUUGCAGCAGAGUGAAGCCUGGUCAAAAAUAUCUGCAAUAGCAAAGAAAACCGGAGUUUGGAAUAAAGAUUUUCGGGACUAUGAUUCUGAACAAACAACGAAGAUUGCCAAAGAGGAAACGACAAAGGAAAAGUAUCAGGACUUGAGCUCUAUGCCAAGUAGAGAGUUAGAGGAAUUAAAGUUUAAUAACUCAAUUAGAGAAAUAUUCUUAAAUAGAUUUGUGCAAAUGUUUUGUUGGUAUGAAGAGUUUGUGAUACUAAAUUCACAGGAUAUGGACUCAUGGCUCAGUAAUCGGGAGUCGAUGCAGAACUUUGACAAAGCAUCGUUCCUCAGCGAUCAGCCGGAAACCUAUCUGCCUUUCCUUAGUCCUUUCUUAGAGACUCAGAUGUUUGCUACCUUGAUAGACAAUAAAAUACUCUCUAAUUGGGAGGAGUCGGAACUAAAUCUUAAAGUAUUUCAUAGCCGUGUGAAAAGUUUGCGAGACGGUUUAGAUAUUUCUGCACCUAGAUCUCAUACUUAUGUCAGUUGCUCAAAAAUCAAAGACUCUGAGAUUCUGAUUGAGAAACGAUCAUCAUAUAUAGAUCAUAUAGCCAAGAAGCCACAGUUGCCAGAGGGGAGCACAGACCCUCCUGAUAUAGAACCGGGGUUCUUCCCCAUACUCGACAAAAAAGUACUCAACUCAGAAGCUAAUUUGAAGCCAAAGACAAAAGACAGUGCCAAAUGGAGAAGGAAGGAUAGGCUGCUACAGCAGUCGGAACACUUAAAGCUCAAUUCCAGACAGAGAGAGUUGUCAUUAGAAGGUUCUGUUGCUAAGCAAACCUGGCUAACUACUAGAUCUACAUUUAGUUUCAAUCCCGAAGAUGUAAGCCCAGAAUCCGAUCCUGAAUUGCAGGAAGAUAAUAUGUUAACCGGAGAUUUUGAAAAAUACAUGGCAGAGGCGCGGAGCAAGUUGUUACAGCCGAGAUUGACGGACAUGGCGGCUGGGGGCGUGGCUCAAACCAACUGGAAGUUUGUAGAGGCAUUGCUCAAAGAAUGUAAAACAAAGACAAAGCGUAUGUUGGUUGAGAAGAUGGGCCAGGAGGCAGUAGAACUGGGUCAUGGUGAGGGUAACAUCACAGGGGUAGAGGAGAACACACUAAUUGCCAGUCUGUGCGAUCUUUUAGAGAGAAUCUGGAGUCAUGGUCUACAAACUAAAAAGGGAAAGUCAGCACUGUGGUCCCAUCUGCAGAACUAUGUGGAGAUAGAGGAAGGGAAUAGUGACUCUGGGAGACAGGUUGACCCCAACCUGUUGUCCCCAGGUAAUAAAGCGGACUGCCACGUGUUGGUUCCCAAAGGAAUGAGGCGGAGCAAAUCUCUCGACAUAAACUCAUUUGCCGAUCUCUAUGUUACAUUGUGCAAUUUAUCUUCAAUGGCAUUAACUGAAGGCGAGAAGACGGUGAAACGUGGACAUCGUCGUACUGGCAGUCGUGGAAACAUUGAACUUCCUGUCCUUAAACCGCUACCUCAAACCCUGGCUUGUGACAUGAGGAAAGUGCAGGAGAUGGCAGAUAUCAAGACAGAUGUAGGUUGUGCCCGAGCUUGGGUUAGAUUGUCUCUAGAGAAGAAAAUGUUGUCUGCACACCUGAAAGAGCUGUUGUCAGACUCAUAUCUGCUCAGGAGUUUAUACAAGAGAUACGCGUUCCUGAGGUGUGAGGAUGAACGUGAACAGUUCCUCUAUCAUCUACUGUCUCUCAAUGCCAUGGACUACUUCUGUUUUACGAACGCUUACAUCAAUACAGUUGUACCUUAUCGUGUGUUGUUAUAUCCAAGCCUGAAGUUUGGUUGUACAACAACUAGUGCCAAUCCAUGGAUAACCUUUGCUGGUCACAUGGGAGAAACUGGAAUUAUAGAGAUACCUAAAGGUGUCCUCGAGUUCUGUGUAGAGCACAAGAACUUGGGUGUAUUGACAACACUUCGGCUAGGACAUGACAACUCUGGUUUGACACCCAAAUGGCUAGUGGAAUAUGUUCUCAUCCGAAAUGAGAUAUCUGGCCAUACAUACAAGUUCCCCUGUGGUAGGUGGCUGGGUAAAGGAGUAGAUGAUGGAAGUAUAGAAAGAUUACUGGUUGCUGAGCUACUACCUCCAAACACUAGCAGUGAAGAUAUUGUAGCUGCUAGUGGAACUCCACCAAGGUCAAGGUCACCUGUAUCUCCAAGGAGACCAUUAGAACAAGGAGGGUAUACAAUACCGGACAUACAGGAGAUGUUGGGUCAUGCUGUUAAUGGUCUCAUUAAACAUUACUACAAAGCUGAAAAAGAGAGGGGUAACCUGACCUACUUGUUGUGUGGAGAGAGAGGGCUUGUACCGUGUAUAGAACACGUCUUUCUGUACGGCUUCAGAUCAGCAAGGAUCUUCAGAAACAAGUUCUAUAUUUGGGAUUAUUUAGAAAAAGUAAAGUCUCACUUGGAGGCAGCUCUGGAAGGUGAGAUACGACGAUCCACAUCAGACAUAGACAGGGCUGGUUUCUGGAUGUUUUGUAACCUACUAACCAAGAUAAACAAUGCUGCCGAGUCUGUAGGAAAAGAUGGAAAACUACAGAUUUUUAUCUGUGUAGCCAUCAGAGACCACACCCUUCAGAAAUGGCUGCCAAUGAUUGCCAGAAAUAUUGUGACGGCACAGAUGUACGAGGAGAAAUCAUUCAUGCGUGACAAUGACCUCAUCACCUUCAUAAUACACAUUCUCGAUACGCUCAACGACUUUGAUAUAGUGCUAGAAUCAUCACUUGUACGAGGCCUCAAUAUUUGAUCACAAUCAUGUCUGUGACGUCAAAACUUGAUAGUGAUAAAAUCAUCUCAUGUCCUAGGCUUCAACUUGCCAUGGACUUAAGAUUAGAGUCAAUGCUUUUCAUAGGCCUUUGCUUGAGGUUAUAAUGUCACGUUUAGAGACCAGUCUUUGACUGCAUCCUUGCCAUUGGCUGAUUUAAGUUUUGAGCAUGGAAUUAACCAAUCAGAUGCUGGAGUUGUUAGACUGGUCUAUAAAUUCAGGUUUUAUAACCUUCGACCCUGAAUGCUUCACUAGUUAGUAUGAGAAACAAAACUUGCUAGGGCUAGAACUAUAAGAUGUUUCAGGCCUUCACAAAAAAAAGACAUUGCUGAAAUUAUCACUUGUACGAGUCUUUUAUAUUAGACUUUGUUAGAUUCAUGACCUUCAUGGGGUCAUUUCAUUUUGUGUUGCUUUAAGCAUAGCUUUCAUUUAAUAGAGAUUCUAGAGGUUUUAUAGAGCAUUUUAUUACAGAGCAUUUUAUCAAAAGGCAUUUAGAAACAUUCUGCCAUCACAGUUCAGGAGCGUGAGAAAGGAGUUUUAUCUAUGCUGGUGGGAUUCUAAUGCUUAUUGUUACUCAAAGUGUCUGAGACACUUACAAAAGCUGAAAGCUGCCAUUUUUAUUGCCACUUUGUUGUUUUAUUAUUUUUGUUGUUGAAGGUAGAGUGGCCUUGAUACUCAUUUUAAUGGUGAUAUUAAAUUAACAGUUUUAAAGGAGGACCCAUAUUUACUGCAGUGCUAAGAGUCUGAAAUUUUUAAUAUUCUUGCUUUUCUGUUUGAUCUGUUAUUAUAUGAACAUUUUCAAAAAUACUUUUCAUGAACUAAUUUCUUAAAAGUACCAAAUAGCAGACAAAUUUCGGCAGUUAAAACUAGUUGUGUUUGAUUAAAUAUUUAAAAAUUUAGUGCUGAAGUUGACACUCAAAAUAUUGAAUUUUAUACUCCCUUUGGGAACAUCAUUAAUUUUCUGUUUUUAAAUAUGAAGUUGAAUACAGCUGAGAUUUUUUUUAUCACAAUACAGUGAAAUAAUAUAAAGGUGGAGAUUUUUAUAUUUUGUCUGUUUGUUUAAAAAACAGCCCUUUACAGAAAUAUAUUUAAUAUAGACAUUAAUGUACGUGGUUUUAAAUGGCAAAAUAAUUUGUUUCUGAAUGUAACUAAAACUCUUUGACACCUCAAGAGCUUUUUUGAAAUACAAAUGAAAAUCUAUUAUGUACCAAUAUUUCAAGUAUGAAAUCUUGGCUUUUCCUCUAUUGGUAGAACUUCAAGUGAGUCUGUCAUAUCUUGUAAGAUAGAUCAAGAAUACAAAUAAGGACAAUGAAAUUAAAUGGGUAAAAACAUCAGUAUUUAAAAUUUAAUACUGCUGAGAAUAUUUCCUCCCAGUCACAUUUUUUUGUUAAGUUUCUUUAAAAUGAGCUUUUUUUUCACUUUGAAAAUUUUUAUCAGUGGUCUUUAGCCAUUAUCAGAGAUCCUUAUCAAACUUGUUUAAAGUCGAAGCUUUUUGUAUUUGUAAAUAAAAUAUUUAUUUUUUUGUUGACUGAUAUUUUGCAGUCAAAUUAUGCUCAAAAUAGUACAAUGUUUUAGUAUUAUUAUUUUAUGAACUUCACAAAUCUAGCUUUAUAGUCAUUUUCAGAUAGCUUUAGUCUU